This is a messenger RNA of Parastagonospora nodorum SN15, 414 nucleotides long. RefSeq lists its product as hypothetical. The transcript is spliced from 2 exons. The record is from RefSeq and is a predicted model, not a curated record. The coding region runs from base 1 to 414 and encodes 137 amino acids. Lineage: Eukaryota; Fungi; Ascomycota; Dothideomycetes; Pleosporales; Phaeosphaeriaceae.
AUGGCGCCUCUAGGACGGGCAACCGUUCCUCGAUUAUCCGCCGCUCAACCAUUUUCACACGCAGCGGAUGAGGCGACAUCGGCCUGGCCAGCGAGCUUGGAUACACAGAUCCUCGGGAUACAGGUGAGAUGGAUGAAUCACGAGAAGGCUCCGCUGCCGUUAGCUGGUGCCCUUCCGAGUUAUCCCGAUCAUAGGGACCAGGCUGAUUUGCAAGGCGUGGCAAUUGUGGACGGCGUCGCCCGAGCAGGCCUGAGGCGAACGAGGAUCAUGAGGCAAAGGAGGCUGCUUUUCGACAUUACGCCUGGCAGGGGAUCACCCGCCCAUAUACUCUGUAUGCGAAGCGAUGAUGUCGACGAAUGCGCACGAGACAUAUUUGCAUUCCGCUGGACAAUGGUGGACAAUGGCGGGGUCUAA